Messenger RNA from Acanthopagrus latus (yellowfin seabream), 1910 nucleotides. RefSeq lists its product as uncharacterized. Bases 400 to 1578 code for a protein of 392 amino acids. The transcript is spliced from 9 exons. Lineage: Eukaryota; Metazoa; Chordata; Actinopteri; Spariformes; Sparidae. The record is from RefSeq and is a predicted model, not a curated record.
GGUUCGAACAGAUGUGUGUUCUGUAACAGAGAACAUGUUCAGCAAUCAGAGGUGACAUCUUGAUUUUAUUCUCCAGGUCAGAAUGACUAAAGACACCAGGACUCACUGUCAUACGCCUGUUUCUGACCGGUCCAGGUGUUUUUAGCCUAGCUUAGCACAAAGACUGUAAGCAGGGGGAAACUGCUAGCGUAGCCCUGAGAGCUUGUGCUCAAUGUAAAGUCAAAAUGGUGACGUUACAUUUAAAGGUGCAAUAUGUGAGAAUCUGAAUCUAUAACUUAAAAAAAAAAACUCAAAUCAUCACCGACUGUGAAGAAAGUUUGCCCCCGUGUUCCCAGUCCGUACUGCAAACUGCAUGGCUAACUGAGCUAACCAGUGUGUGGACAUGUCUCCUCAGGGGAGAUGGCUCAGGUCCGGCGGUCCGUCAGUGAGGCGUUCUGGGCGAUGUGUGCGGCCGAUUCCAUGUCGAUGCCGGUCCACUGGUACUAUGACAUCGACGACAUCAGGAGGGACUUCGGCGGCUGGAUCUCCGGCUUCAAGUCACCAAGAAGCAGACACCCGUCCAGCAUCCUCAGCCUCUCCAACACCACUGGCAGCGGUCGGACCGCCUGGUCGUCCGGUGGCAAGCGGCCAGACGUGGUCGGUAACGUGAUCCUCCAUGAUAAACUGAACCUGUGGAAGUCCUCCAAAGGAUCGGUCCACUAUCAUCAAGGUCUUCAGUCUGGUGAAAACACCCUGAACGUUCUUUGUUCUCUACGAGCGGCUCGCUCACUCGUCACCGGUCGGUUCACAGACGUCUCUCAGCCGGACGCUCGAGCCGCCGUGCUGUCCGACUACGUCCACUUCCUGACCACGCCCGGCUCGCACCACGACACCUACGCAGAGUCUUUCCACCGCUCGUUCUUCGCCGACUGGCAGGACGCCAGGCCGACGUCACCCAGUCAGGUUCUGGCGUUUGCAGAAAAACGCUCUAGACAGAUGUUGAGCUCCUCAUUUGCUGACGGCCAGCUGGACGCCAUCGGCUGCCUUCCCAUGACCCUCCCCUUCGUCCUUCUGUCUGCCUCGGCCAAUGAGGAGCAAGCACUCUCGGCAGCAGUGGAGUUUGUGAAGCUCACCCACCCUCACCCGAAGGUGCCUGAGUACGUGUCGAUUUACAGCCGGGCGCUGCAUGCCGUGCUGGGCGGAGCCAGCGUUCAGCAGCAGGCGGAGCACGCUCUGAGGCGGCUGGGCACCUGGGACACCUGCCAGAGCUACAGCCGCAAGGCUGCCAGGUUUGCGGCGUCCUCACAGGAGCAGCUGAAGGUCCAUCAGAGCGCAGUGAACUACCUCGGCCUGGCCUGCUACACUAAAGGAGCUCUGUCCAGCCUCUUCUAUCUGGCCCACGAGUUCCAUGAUGACCCCAGAGGAGGAAUCCUGGCCAACACCAACUGUGGAGGUGAGAACUGUAACCGUGGCGCGGCGCUGGGAGCCUUGCUGGGGGCGGCGGGGGCACACAGCGGCGCCACUAUCCCGCAGGAGUGGAAGGACGAACUGAGGGACGGCCAGGAGUUCAUCCCUGACAUCCUGAAGGAGCUGCAGUGAGAGCAGCGUCGCCCUGGAGGACUGGAGGGGAACUGCAGCUGUAAACGUUCAAAUAAAUCUGUUUGACUUCCUGUCUAAACGCACAACAAUGAAAAUAUACUCUUUGUUUUCAUUAUGAGUAUUUAAUUUUCAUAUAAAUCUUUCAUCUUUUUCACAAUCAAGUUUUGUUUACAUUUGUAGUUGUAAAAUAUGAAUAAAUUAACAGCAUAUUACUCUGAUGUAUUUAAAACUGAUAAACUCUUACAUGUCUAUUUAAGUUCUUUUUUUUGUCUUAUUCUGAAAUCGACAUGUUCACUUUGUGCUCACAUGAAAUAAAUCCUGAGUAGAAAGCA